CGUGUCAGCAGUGUACACAGGAGCCACUCCGUUACGUUACCAUGCAACGUCGAACAGGUUGCGAGACAAGAAAGUAUUAGGUUUCUAUAAAAAGAAAGCCUCCAAGCGGAGGCUUGAAUAGAGAAUUCUGUGGAAAUAUGACACAGGAAGACAGACGUGGAAAGUGAUUAGAGGCGGCUUCAGAGCUGGGCGACUGGAAAUUAAUUUUUAGAGUGAUGUUUUGCAGCGUGUGACAGAUCAGAAUUAUAUACUAGUGGGAGCUCAUUAUCAGAAAAAUAUGAAGAUGUAAAAGAUGUUCUUUUCCCCUGGUCUCAAAAUGUCAACAUUGUGAUGGUUGAAAAAGAACUUGAAUUUUCUUAUGCAAAAAUGGCCUUUCUGCGAGGUUUUUCCAAUGGGAUGGAGUCCAUCGUACCACACACAAGGAUCGAGGAUGAAUCUGUUAUCAAGCUACUCUAUCAGUUUGAACAGGACCUGGGAAAAGGCAGCUUUGGUGUCGUCAUCCAAGCCACACACAUCCCCACAGACACCAAGCGGGCUAUCAAAAUACUCAACAAAGAAAAGGCUGGAAGCUACGCUGUGAAAAUGUUGGAGAGAGAGGUUGCCAUCUUGAAGAUGGUGAAGCAUGAGCACAUCAUUAAACUGGACGAGGUUUACGAAACUACAAAGAAAGUCUACCUGGUCAUUGAGUUCUGUAAACUCGGGGAGUUGAAGGGAGUUCUGGCAGAGAAAGGCCACUUGAGUGAAUCGGAAACCAAAUACAUCAUCACCAGCUUGGCCAGCGCAAUCUUUUACCUCCACAGAAACGAUAUUAUUCACAGGGAUCUGAAGCUGGAAAACAUUCUCGUGAAGGGUAAUGAUAACCGAGAGGAUGAAGAACUGAAACUCAACAUCAAAGUGACCGAUUUUGGUUUGUCCGUGUUGAAGGAUGGAGCGGGAGUCGGCAGUGAGUCCAUGCUGCAGGACACGUGUGGCACGCCGUUAUACAUGGCCCCGGAAAUCAUCAACAACUAUGAUUACAGCCAGCAAUGCGAUCUCUGGAGCAUUGGCAUCAUCAUGUACACUCUGCUGUGUGGCCAAGCUCCCUUUACAGCUACAACCUCGGAAAAACUGUACAAGGAAAUCAAGAAUGGAGAGCUGGAUUUUGCCCAUUCGUCUCUGAAGUCGCUCAGUGAGAGCGGUGACUGUGUGUUAAAAAGGCUUCUAAUAGUAGAUCCCGCUCACAGGAUGACAGCAAGUGAACUGCUAAAUCACCACUGGAUAACGGGAGAUGCCAGGAAGCAGAGACCCAAAAAUGUGCUGGAAAUGAUGAAGCAGUGGAAGCUGGACGCGAGCAGCGAGAGUGAGGAGUUGGCUGAAGAGAACGGAGUGGAUGAAGACAAGAACUUGGCAUCUUCUGCGGAAAGCACCAAGGCCGAGUUGAAUCCUGAUAAGCUGCAUCCUGUUGCCAUAAAGCCAAGAGGUCCAAGGCAGAAGCGCUAUUCUCUUGACAGCUCGUCCCUACCGGCUACUUCGGGUUCGAAACCGCCCACACAGUUGAACAGAAAAGGACGGAGAAAGUCUGAAACUGCAGCAAACUCAAGAAUAUUGAACAAAGUAAACAGCCAGCAGGCCCUGCUGAAAAGAUAACCCCUUGCCAAGGGGUCACGUCAGGGUUCAAGCCCUCGCACUAAUCGCUCAUUCCAAGCAACUUUUCAGCAUCCGGUCAACGGACAACACUCAUACUCUUUGUUAAUUUAUUUAUCAGGAGCGUUGUUCUACCAAACACUGUUCAGCUUUCAUCUCGUAAAUGUAACGAACCGGGUCCCAUUCCUUUAUGAGACGUGCCAUCUUGUAAUCACUCUCUCGUAUAGGCCCUUUGUUAGAUAAUCACCUUGGCCAUUAUCAGAUCCAAAUUGAUAGAAAGAUUUAACAUGGAAGCAGGGCCUUCAGCCCACCGAGUUCACACUGAUCAUUGCUCACCCGUUCACAAUGGUUCUCUGUUAUCUCACUUCCUCAUCCACACAGUAUAUAGAGGCCAAUUCACCUAUAGACAAUA
Messenger RNA from Amblyraja radiata (thorny skate), 2035 nucleotides. Its product is annotated as serine/threonine-protein kinase 33-like. Bases 331 to 1626 code for a protein of 431 amino acids. Gene Ontology annotation, biological process: protein phosphorylation. The transcript has 12 exons. NCBI's taxonomy places the organism in Eukaryota, Metazoa, Chordata, Chondrichthyes, Rajiformes, Rajidae. The record is from RefSeq and is a predicted model, not a curated record. Gene Ontology annotation, molecular function: ATP binding; protein kinase activity.